Camponotus floridanus (Florida carpenter ant) is the source of this 1610-nucleotide messenger RNA. Its product is annotated as DNA polymerase delta subunit 2. The coding region runs from base 149 to 1486 and encodes 445 amino acids. NCBI's taxonomy places the organism in Eukaryota, Metazoa, Arthropoda, Insecta, Hymenoptera, Formicidae. The record is from RefSeq and is a predicted model, not a curated record. Gene Ontology annotation, molecular function: DNA binding. Gene Ontology annotation, cellular component: delta DNA polymerase complex. Gene Ontology annotation, biological process: DNA replication; DNA strand elongation involved in DNA replication. The transcript has 7 exons.
CGCAUCUCUACACGUCUCGAUGAAACAUGUGUGUUAUGACAUGAUCAUAUGAUUCUUCAGAUCGCGUAUUUUUCUUCGAGAUAUGGAAAACAAUGAAAAUGAGAUUUUGCAAAAUUUCAGAAACGCGAGUUGAAGGUUUCGUAAAGAGAUGGAGGACAAUGAUUCGUGCAAAUAUAACCGGAAAGUUGUCUCCUUCAAAGACUUUGGCAGAUUUAAACUGUCAGAAAAAAAAUACGACGAUAAUUCUCUCAACAUAUAUACAGCGAGGCUGAACGAUUUGCGAGAAGAUAUGAUACAUAGGGCGAAAUUAAAAUGGACCAACUAUUCGUAUAUAGAGAUCUCACGCUUGGCUUUGGAAGAUCCAGAGAAAUCUUAUAUUCUGAUAGGAGUACUCUAUAAGGAUCAGAAACUAAAACCUUCUUUACUGCGUGAACUUAGCAAGGAAUUACAGCUAAAAGUAGCUCAACCAAGUAAAAAUUACGCAUCUGCCAAUGACAAAUUAUUUCUGGAAGAUGAAACAUUACGUAUAAGAUUAGUAGGAAAUCAUGUGAAUGUUCAAGAAGUAGUUACAGGACUCGUCUGUGCUAUACUAGGGCACGAAGAAAAUGGAACACUUUGGGUAGAAGAUUGGUGUUUUCCAGGAUAUUGCCCGAAACCUUGUAUAUCAAGUGGCUCAUUGGUGGAAAAUGCAAAAAUUCUGCUAGUUUCUGGAUUAAAUCUUGUUAAUAACACAGAUCAGCUUAGCUUAGAUUUGCUUUCGGAAUGGAUAACUGGGAUGGCAGGUUGUAUCAAUGCACAAGAGGAAGAAGCAGUAAUUGCUAGAGUCAUCAUUGCUGGAAAUAGUAUUUGUGAUUCUGCAAAGAUAUACUAUCAUAAAGGCUACCAUGAAACAAAAUCGUAUGAUCAACACAAGAUUAAAGCAGACAUAACAGCGAUGCAUAAGCUUGACUCUUUCCUUAGUACUAUCCUCCAUUGCUGUUAUGUUGUGCUGAUGCCCGGAGAAUUCGAUCCUGCCUGCAAUUAUAGCAUGCCUCAGCAACCUUUCCAUCCUUGUACUCUGCAAAAGUCGGCCAGGUUGAAGAGCCUGCAUGGUGCGACUAAUCCGUGGAUCGGAGAUAUCGGAGGUCGUAUCGUAGCCGGUUCUUGUGGUAGACCGAUUGCGGAUAUCAUGAAAAUCGCUGGAUUAUGCGAAUUAUCUUCGUUGGAGUGGUUGGAGCGGACUUUGAUCUGGCGACAUUAUGCUCCAACUGGUCCGGACACUCUUCCGAUUCACCCAUUCUUCAAAAAUGACCCGUUCGUUAUGAAAGAAUGCCCGGAUAUAUAUUUUGCUGGAAAUAUGGAUGUAUAUGAUACGAAAUUGAUUACAACUGAUGAAGGACAAACAAUAAGGUUAAUAUGCGUUCCAAAAUUCUCGGAAACGAAGACAGCAGUACUAGUCAAUUUACAAGACCUGACGACACAGUCCAUUUCAUUUGGUGAUGGCUGAUACAGUUGUAUUAUAUUAUAUAAAAAAUAAAAAAUUACCGUGUCAGGGAAAUUAUGAUGAUAAGAAUAGAUGUAUAUAAUUUUGGAAUAUAAGAAACAUAAAUUAAUAUAAAACUUUACAGGAU